UGGGGAACGUGUGCAGUGUCACAUGACGCGUCAGAUCAAUGACCCGCAGAGCCGUCUGUCAGUGCCCAGCAGCAGGGUGCUGGAUUGCAGCUUCGCUCGGCGCCCCGUUUACCUGCGAGAUGCACCGGGGUUCAUCGUUCAACCCGUCGCGUUCAGCCUUCAGUGAUUCAGCAUGUCCUCCUGUUUACAACAGGCACGUGUGUGGAGCAACAGUCAUCAGUCAAUACUGGCUUUUAUCAGCAGCACACUGCUUUCCUCGUUCCCAAGGAUUAAGCGACAAGGAUAUUUGGAGAGCGGUGAUAGGGCUGAGGGAACUGCUGAAGACUAAACCAUUAGCAGGUUCAUAG
Molecule: messenger RNA, 347 nt
Organism: Pristis pectinata (smalltooth sawfish)
Lineage: Eukaryota; Metazoa; Chordata; Chondrichthyes; Rhinopristiformes; Pristidae
Product: prostasin-like
Exons: 3
Coding region: 39-347 (102 amino acids)
Biological process (GO): proteolysis
Molecular function (GO): serine-type endopeptidase activity
Source: RefSeq, a predicted model, not a curated record